GCUGUAAAGGCUGUACCAAUAAAGUUGAGGUUAGGUUGAAUUUUGAGGUGUCAUCAGGAUGAACAGCACCUCGAGACCCGACGGCUUCAGGGACGCCUUCAUCAAGAACUUCAUUACGGUCUUCCUCUGUGUUGCCAUCAACACCAUCAACGGCUCCUUCCUCUACAUCUACUUCAGGAGUGAGGUGUUCAAGAAGGACCCCAGGUAUGUGCUCUACAUCCACCUGGUGAUAAAUGACAUCAUCAUGCUCACCAGCUCCGUCCUCCUCCAGGUGAUCACCUAUCUCGCGGUCGGGGGGAUCAACGUGGCGGUGUGCUGCACCAUUCUGGUCGUCAUGGUUACCACCAACAAGAACAGUCCAGUGAACCUCGCCUGCAUGGCGGUGGAGCGCUACAUCGCUGUGUGUUGGCCGCUACACCACCCCCAGCUGUGCACCGUGGGUCGCACCUACUGCCUGAUCGGCCUCAUCUGGGGCGCGUCCUUCAUCGACGCCUUCGCUGACAUCAUCAUCAUCUUCGUGACCCGGCCCCUCUCCUUCUUCUCCGUCUCCAUGAUGUGCUUUGCCGACGCCAUCUUCUCCGUCCGCCAACACAAAGACAAGACCACCGUCGUCCAGGUGGUCCUGGUCUCCAUGGUGUUUCUGACCCUCGUCAUCACCUACCUGAAGGUCCUCUUUGCAGCCAGGAAAGCGUCCGGUGAUGACCAGGUGUCGGCCAGGAAGGCGAGGAACACUAUCCUGCUCCACGGCGUGCAGCUGCUGAUCUGCAUGCUCUCCUACGCCUCGCCCAUCCUCACCAUGCACCUUAUCCGGACCUUCCCCACCAACUUCCGGAACAUCCUCUUCCCCUGCUUCCUCCUCACCAACGUCCUGCCGCGCCUCCUCAGCCCCCUCAUCUACGGCGUGCGUGACCAGAAGUUCAGCAACCAGCUCAGACUGCUCUUCUCCUGCAGGAGCUCUGGGCCCGGGGAGGGCGAGAGACUGAAGCCCACCGCAGGAGAGAGAGUCCGACCGAUGAAGGGCAAGAGAGAGACAAAGACAGUAGGGGAGAGAGGGAGCUCUAGAAAGAUGAAUAAACAGACCGGACGGCCCUAGUGGCUGGUAUGAUCGUUUUGCAUUUGCGAUCUUGUUUGUGAUGAGGUCACACUUUGCUCUGUAGAGGAGACUGAAAUAUCCCAAACAGUUUUGAGCGAUCCUGCUAUUAAAAGCUUUUGUACAAACCUGUAUUCAACCUCUUUUAUCCCCUUGGAAUAAGGUUCCAUUUUAGGACCAAUGCAAUUAAUACACAUGUUCUCUUUUGGUGAUACAUCGUCCAAGAGACAAGAAAGGUGCCACCCAGUGGUAUAUUCCAAUCAAAGCAGGACCAGGCUAUAGCUAGGGAAUAUGGGGUACAAAAAAACAAACAGAAGUCCCUCCCUCAAUUUAGGCAGAUAACCUUCUCACUAUGUGUAUAUGAUCCACA
Molecule: messenger RNA, 1460 nt
Organism: Gadus macrocephalus (Pacific cod)
Lineage: Eukaryota; Metazoa; Chordata; Actinopteri; Gadiformes; Gadidae
Product: odorant receptor 131-2-like
Exons: 5
Coding region: 59-1093 (344 amino acids)
Biological process (GO): G protein-coupled receptor signaling pathway
Cellular component (GO): membrane
Molecular function (GO): G protein-coupled receptor activity
Source: RefSeq, a predicted model, not a curated record